Molecule: messenger RNA, 1912 nt
Organism: Gavia stellata (red-throated loon)
Lineage: Eukaryota; Metazoa; Chordata; Aves; Gaviiformes; Gaviidae
Gene: CTH
Product: cystathionine gamma-lyase
Exons: 12
Coding region: 1-1206 (401 amino acids)
Biological process (GO): transsulfuration
Cellular component (GO): cytoplasm
Molecular function (GO): pyridoxal phosphate binding; cystathionine gamma-lyase activity
Source: RefSeq, a predicted model, not a curated record
AUGGAGCGCGGCGGGGCGCGGGGCUUCCUGCCGCCCUUCGCGCACUUCGCCACGCAGGCCAUCCACGCCGGGCAGGAGCCCGAGCAGUGGCGCUCGGCCGCCGUGGUGCCGCCCAUCUCCCUCUCCACCACCUUCAAGCAGCGGGGCCCCGGGCAGCACGCGGGUUAUGAAUACAGCCGGAGUGGAAACCCUACCCGGAAUUGCCUGGAGAAGGCUGUGGCAGCGCUAGAUGGAGCUAAAUACUGUUUAGCUUAUGCUUCUGGCUUAGCUGCUACUUUGAAUAUUACUCACCUGUUAAAGGCAGGGGAUACGAUUAUCUGCAUGGAUGAUGUCUAUGGAGGCACAAAUAGAUACUUCAGGAAAGUAGCCAUGAAAAUGGGUUUGAACGUAGUUUUUGUUGACUGCGUGAAAACAGAAUGCCUGGAAGCUGCAAUUACACCAGAGACCAAGCUUGUUUGGAUUGAAACGCCCACAAACCCCACACUGAAGGUCAUUGACAUUCAAGCCUGUGCAGAUAUAGUACAUAAGCAUAAAGAUGUUCUUCUAGUGGUAGACAACACUUUUAUGUCUGCGUAUUUCCAGCGUCCUUUAUCUCUGGGGGCUGAUAUUUGUAUGUAUUCUGCAACCAAAUACAUGAACGGGCAUAGUGAUGUUGUAAUGGGACUUGUUUCAGUAAACUGUGAUGAUCUCUACGAAAGGCUCAAAUUCUUACAAAACUCUCUUGGAGCUGUUCCAUCUCCCUUUGACUGUUACCUGUGCAAUCGUGGUUUGAAGACACUACAAAUCCGGAUGAAACAACAUUUCCGCAACGCAUUAGCUGUUGCUCGAUUUCUUGAGUCAGAUUCCCGGGUGGAGAAAGUCAUUUUCCCAGGCUUGCCUUCACACCCUCAGCAUGAGUUGAUCAAGCGGCAGUGUACUGGCUGUCCUGGGAUGGUAACCUUUUAUAUUAAAGGAAAUCUGGAACAUGCUGCUACCUUUCUCAAGAAUUUAAAGGUUUUUGCACUGGCUGAGAGUCUGGGAGGAUAUGAAAGCCUAGCAGAGCAUCCGGCCAUCAUGACUCACUCUUCGGUGCCUAAAGAAGAUAGAGAAGCUCUUGGAAUCAGUGAUACAUUAGUUCGCCUGUCCGUUGGUUUGGAAGAUGAAGAAGAUUUACUGGAAGACCUAGACCAAGCUCUGAAAGCUGCGUUUGCAGACCAUAAGGCUUGACGUUUAAAACCGGAACUUGGAACUGAACGUUGAAAUGGCUAAAGAAGAUGAUGCAGAAAGCUAAAUUGCUGAUGAUUUUCCUUUGAUUUGCCUUUGAGAAUUUAAAUCUGUUCAAUCCAAUGCUGGAUUCCUGGGGAGUUCUCGGUUUGUGCUGUUACGUUUAUUCUGCUGAUGUCUGGCUGUACUUGGACUGUGCACUGUGGCACACAGCCUGCGCUCUCCUGUGCCUCUGUUUCUGUUGCAUUGCAAUCCUUUGCCUUUGGAUUUAUGGAGUCAAUAAGUUGGGUUUGAGAGCAGCCAUGAUGCACACUCAGGAAUAUUAUCCCGGUUCUCUCAGUGGAGAUUAGUGUUUCUUAUUUGUCAUGCUAGUGCUGCAGGGGUGUUAGGUGAAAAGGGUUGGUUUCUGUUACUGCUCCUCAGGAUGCACAAUUAAUUUUUCUCAUGUCUUCUAAUCCAACAGUCCAACUUAAAAACUUAGAAUUUUUUUUUUUUUAAUUAGGUUGGAAAUAUGUUAAAUGCUUUUCACUUGUUGAUAUUUUAUGGAGUAUUGAAAACGAAGUUAAGUCCAAUACCUGGUAAACAAUAGUAACUUUCUAAAGAGGAUUCCUUCCCUUUUUAAAAAAAAAUCAUGUAAUGUUAAUUGUGGUAAUAAAUUGGUUUAUAGUUGGAAUGGGAAUAAUUUUAAUUAAAAUAUGCUUUGAAUUUC